Orbicella faveolata is the source of this 2190-nucleotide messenger RNA. RefSeq lists its product as uncharacterized. Gene Ontology annotation, cellular component: nucleus. Lineage: Eukaryota; Metazoa; Cnidaria; Anthozoa; Scleractinia; Merulinidae. Gene Ontology annotation, biological process: regulation of transcription by RNA polymerase II; cell differentiation. Gene Ontology annotation, molecular function: sequence-specific DNA binding; DNA-binding transcription factor activity, RNA polymerase II-specific. The record is from RefSeq and is a predicted model, not a curated record.
GAGCACAAACUCAUCCAGUUUACAUCGUGUUGUUGAAUAAGAAGGAAAGCCCUUGUAGUACCCCAGAGACGAGCAAAUUUUGACCUGAGAACGUUUUCACACGGUUAAAUUUUCAUCACUUCGAAUUGCAAGAUACUUUUGAUAAAAGAUGGCAAACAUGGUUGGAAGCACGCCGCUACUCGAUCAGUUGGAGGUAUUCCAGUAUCUUAGAACGUUCCAACUGAAUCACUUGACGCAGAUGAACCAGUGGAACAUUCUGCACGCCAAUCAGCCAAGCGUACCAGAAGCCACGCCAGCUCCAGGAUUUGAACGACUCGUACCUACUCAACGAGCAGACCAGCUUGUUCCCUCAUCGACUGCUCAAGCAGUGGACGGCGUUCCUCACAUGUCUUACAUGGAACACUUGACGAACGAAGAGGACGAAUUUGAUAACAUUUUCAAUGGUGCGCCAAACCUUCCAGACUACGCUGUUUUCAAUUUCGAUUUGGAAAACGAUAUUGAUCAGCCGCCUGACCUGUCAGUUUUUGACAAGUUCCAGGACCAGGAUGAAGUAGCCAAUGAAGUACCAAGGGAACAGUAUCCACUCACAGUGAUACCCACAGUGCUCCCAGUGCAGAUGAAGAUAGAGGCAAGAUCUCCGAGUUGCUGUAACUCAGAGUGUAGUUAUCCAUCUGCCAGCCCACCCCACAGCCCGUCCAUCAGUGAAGCUGGUUCAAAUGCAUACAGCACUGACGAGGGUAUUGUGGAAGACAUGAGCGACCUUAGCGACCUUGAAGAAAUCUUGAGCAAUUUAGGUUCCCCACAUUCAGUACACGAAGACGCUGAGAAACAGCCCCAAGCUGAUGUUAAAGAAGAACCAGCUGUGCCUGUCACUCCACCAAAGGGAAGAAGAAAGCGUGGACCCAAACCACCAGUCAAAUAUCGAGGUGAUGGUCCCAUCCAGCUCUGGCAGUUUCUUCUUGAGCUUCUUAUCAACGUUGAAUGCACGAAUUUGAUCAAGUGGACCCAGGAAGAGGAUUAUGAGUUCAAAAUCCUUCAGCCUGCGACAGUGGCAAAGAUGUGGGGUAAGAAAAAGAACAAACCUACCAUGAACUAUGAGAAGCUGAGCCGUGGCCUUCGCUACUAUUAUGGCAAGAAUGUCAUUGAAAAGGUCCAUGGCAAAAGAUAUGUCUACCAGUUCAUGUGCAAUAUCCCCAAGAUCCUUGGCUAUGAUCCCAUGGUUAACAAGUGUGAAGAUUUCGUGGAGGACUCGGUCUGUGGAGAACCAGUGAUGUCGCCUGAAGUUGAAGGUCUACUUGUUUCCUCUUCAGUUGAAGAGGGCAAACUUGCAGGAUCUCUCGACUUUAGUCUUCUGUUCUAGUUUUCCCUUUUUUUUUUGUUGAUAACCCAAACGUGUUUUACUUCGGUAAUAGUUUUUGUAGCUUGUAUCAAGCACUAAAUAGGCAGUUAGCCUCUUUUUUAUGAAUCGUAUCGAUUCGUCCCCCAACCAAAAUUCUGAACAGCAAAUUGUAUAACUGUGCUUAAAGUUGUAUCUAGUGAAACAGAUAUUUAUAGGGUCAUAUAAUUUGCUUGUCACAAUUUUCAUAUUAUGCAUACUGUGUAUGCUCAGAUUCUCCAUGUUAAGAAAGAAGAAAUAAAUACCAAAAAAAAAAGGUUUAGUAGGUUCCCGUAAGAUGUCCUAGUUCAUAAUGGUCCAAGAAAGCUUUAAGUUGUUCAUAAAACCACAGUUGUGAGGUUGUUUUAAGAAUUUUUGCAGUUAUUAACGUAGGUGUUUCCAAUGUUAAAAACAAAGUGGCCAAAAAAGGCCAAAAAAGUUUGCAGUUAAUUAUAGUUAACAAGUUUCUCAGGUUGGAAGUGAUAGGUGUUGCUUCUGCUAAUGAGGAAUCUUUCAUAAAAGGAAUCAAUGAAUUUGUAAAAGGAAGUAUUUUCCAGUUUAUUCCAUGAGUGUUGAUAUUUUAAAAGUAAGUUGUGUACAUUUGCUCUAAAAGAUACAAAACAAUUAUUAAAAACAGUAGUUGUAAGUUCUCAUAUGUAUACAUGUUAUGUUAUGCAUGCAAAAGAGAUUUUUAAUUCAAGUUGUAUUUUUACCUGUUUUCCCCUCUCUUAUUGCUACUGGGUAGCUUGUAUAUGUCAGUAAAAAUACAGUUGUAAAAUUAAGGUCAAGUAAAAUAAAAACAUAUAUAAAGUAAA